This is a messenger RNA of Cygnus atratus (black swan), 1089 nucleotides long. RefSeq names its product 4-galactosyl-N-acetylglucosaminide 3-alpha-L-fucosyltransferase FUT6-like. The transcript has a single exon. Gene Ontology annotation, cellular component: membrane. The record is from RefSeq and is a predicted model, not a curated record. NCBI's taxonomy places the organism in Eukaryota, Metazoa, Chordata, Aves, Anseriformes, Anatidae. Gene Ontology annotation, molecular function: alpha-(1->3)-fucosyltransferase activity.
AUGGAGCUCAUGGAAGGGAAGAAGGUCUCAUGGAAGAAAUUCCUCACCUUUUUCCUCUUCAGCUUCGUAUUCAGCUCCUGCCUCUUUGUUUCUCUUCGUCAGUUCAGGACUCCCAAGCCAGAAGAUCACAGUUCCCAUCUCUCUACUCAAAUGCCUCUUGCUGAAAAUACCAGCACCCCACCAAAGAGUGAGCACAGGCUGACCAUCCUGCUGUGGAGUUGGCCCUUUGGGCAACACUUUAAUUUCAGAAACUGCUCAGAGUUAUAUGGCACACCAGACUGUUACUUCACUGUCAACCGCAGCUGGUCCCAAAAGGCAGAUGCUGUGAUUAUGCAUCACAGGGAUGUGUGUUGGGACACAAAAAGACUGGCCCAGAUCCCCAGACUCCCAUCCCAGCGCUGGAUCUGGUUCAACUUGGAGUCUCCAAGUCACUCUCCAAACUUAGGUGCCAUGGACAACCUCUUCAACCUGACUAUGUCAUACCGAAGAGAUUCAGACAUCUUCAGCCCCUAUGGGGACCUGCAGCUCCUCAGCCAGCCCCAACCCUUCAACAUCCCAUCCAAGACCAAGAUGGUAGCUUGGGUAGUGAGCAAUUGGCAAGUAGGCUCCCACCGGGUAAAGUACUACCAGGAGCUGAAGAAAUACAUCGCUGUGGAUGUCUAUGGGCAGCAUCACUUGCCCCUGCCCAGGCACAAGCUUCUUCCCACUGUGUCCCAGUACAAUUUCUACUUGGCCUUUGAGAACUCACAGCACGAAGACUGCGUCACUGAGAAGCUCUGGUGGAACGCUUUGUCCUCUGGCACUGUCCCUGUUGUGCUGGGGCUGCCCUGAGAAAACUACGAGCGCUUCUUGCCCCCUGACUCCUUCAUCCAUGUCGAUGACUUUCCCAGCGCCAGUGACCUGGCACGGUACCUGUGGGAGCUGAGCAGGGACACUGAGCGAUACCAGCGCUACUUUCAGUGGCGCAAGUGGCUGAAGCCUGUGGUGGGGACCGGCUGGGCCCUGCAGGUCUGCAGAGCCUGUCACUUCCUGCAGACAACAGAGACCAGAUACCGGGUUGUGCCCCAUCUGUCUGAGUGGUUCGUGUAA